AUGAAGACACAGAGUUCAUCCACCCCUGGUCCCAUUUCCUCUCCGAACAUCCCCCUCCGCAGGAAAACAUUGCAAAAUAGCACACCAAGAACCCCUCCGAAUGCACGCAUGGUAUCUCCACCAGAAGCUCCACGUCAACGUAGAUUUCUUCGCUCAGGAGUAGCCCAGCAAUCAAACGGCUCAUCUACAACUCCGUGCAACUUUGGAGGUAGAUUGAAUGCCAGAACUUUUAGUCCGACACCACGCCAUAGACAGAAUAGGAGAGAUGCACGCUCUCGUUCACCUCCAAGAGAUCGCGAGCCUGCAUACCGAAGCCGAUCCCCGGUAAACGACCUUCUUUUUGGCGGACAAUUCACUCAACAGUCAUUGAUGGGAUCUUUUUUGGUUGAAUCUAUUGAACAAGACACAGUUUUGAACAAUGAACAACCUUCCAGCUCAUACGAUAUGAAUGAGCGAUCUCAGAGUAUGCCAUCCCUCGUAGAUACCGAGCGCAAGGAGCUAGCUUCUGGAAACAAAUCGUCUGGACUACCAGAGAAUAAGACUACUCGGACGAAAGCAAAAGAUAUCGAUGCAGGUAGUUACAAAAAGCCAUCCAAAGAUUUUAAUGACGAGGAGCGUAGGUUCUGGGCAGAGAAAUCUUCAAAAUAA
Messenger RNA from Botrytis byssoidea, 648 nucleotides. RefSeq lists its product as uncharacterized. The record is from RefSeq and is a predicted model, not a curated record. Lineage: Eukaryota; Fungi; Ascomycota; Leotiomycetes; Helotiales; Sclerotiniaceae. The transcript has a single exon. The coding region runs from base 1 to 648 and encodes 215 amino acids.